Molecule: messenger RNA, 903 nt
Organism: Balaenoptera ricei (Rice's whale)
Lineage: Eukaryota; Metazoa; Chordata; Mammalia; Artiodactyla; Balaenopteridae
Product: histone H2B type 1-M-like
Exons: 3
Coding region: 16-468 (150 amino acids)
Cellular component (GO): nucleosome
Molecular function (GO): DNA binding; protein heterodimerization activity; structural constituent of chromatin
Source: RefSeq, a predicted model, not a curated record
CGCAUCUAUAAGUAAAUGUGGCCUCAGCGGGGGCGAUUCUUUUCCCAGGUGUGUGUUAGCGUUAGUGUUCGAAUUUUUAACGCUAGAAUGCCUGAACCCACCAAGUCCGCUCCGGCCCCGAAGAAGGGCUCCAAGAAGGCGGUAACCAAGGCGCAGAAGAAAGAUGGUAAGAAGCGCAAGCGCAGUCGCAAGGAGAGUUACUCCGUGUACGUGUACAAGGUGCUGAAGCAGGUCCACCCAGACACCGGCAUCUCGUCCAAGGCCAUGGGCAUCAUGAACUCGUUCGUCAACGACAUCUUCGAGCGCAUCGCGGGCGAGGCGUCGCGCUUGGCGCAUUAUAACAAGCGCUCGACCAUCACGUCCAGAGAGAUCCAGACGGCCGUGCGCCUGCUGCUGCCCGGCGAGCUGGCCAAGCACGCCGUGUCUGAGGGCACCAAGGCUGUCACCAAGUACACCAGCUCCAAGUAAACUUGCCAAGAAAGAAGGAGGAGGAGCAUGGGGAAAAGAAGAAAGGGGAGAUAUAUAAGUGCAGAGAAGAAAUGAAUGCAAACAGUAACUGAAAAUGAGAAUCUGGCCAUAGAAGUUAUGAAGUAUGAUGUCUGACCUGCCUGAGAUGAUAGAUUAGUGUGUAUAUCCCACCAAAAUCCUACCCAUUCUGAUUUGCUGCACACUGACUUAUCAAAAGGAGAUCACUACCUGAGUGGAAGAGCCUAAACAAGGUGUUUUAUCUUUUUCAUUUUAUUUUUAUUUACAUUAUAAAAAUAGAAUUUACUUCUGUUACAGGCGUAAUUACUGGGAACUCAUUAUUUACCGUGGACUACCUUUGCUGGGGGAAGUCUGAAAGGAUGGCAAAACAUUUGUAAAUGAGAUGCUAUAUUUAAUAAACUCUAUGGAUAAUUGAAA